Molecule: messenger RNA, 8554 nt
Organism: Clarias gariepinus (North African catfish)
Lineage: Eukaryota; Metazoa; Chordata; Actinopteri; Siluriformes; Clariidae
Gene: slit2
Product: slit homolog 2 (Drosophila)
Exons: 38
Coding region: 675-5261 (1528 amino acids)
Biological process (GO): negative chemotaxis; retinal ganglion cell axon guidance; negative regulation of cell growth
Molecular function (GO): heparin binding; calcium ion binding; Roundabout binding
Source: RefSeq, a predicted model, not a curated record
GCGACCGCUCGCGAACUCUACCGCAACUUUCUUUCUUCUCCCCGGAUCUGAGGGACAUUAUUGGAUACAAACCGGAAAUUAUUCAUACUGCGGACUGCAACUGGACUAAACACACACACACACACAUACACUGCAUUUGUGCGCAGUUAAUAUUUUUCCUGCAUCAUCAUCAUCAUACACUCACACACACACACAUUGUCAGGUGCUAGUGAGAGGACACAUACACACACACACACACACUCACGCACACACAUUCAAACGCGAGGAUGACAGAUGCACUAGGGCGGCAGGACGCUUCUUCUCCGUGAGCUCGCGCGCCGCGCUGAGAGAAGCGGAACCCUCGCACACCGUGUGGCUCGCGCGCGCGUCUGAAUUCUUUUUUUUUUUUUUUGCGUUAUUACGAGAAGUGAGCGCGAGCUCUCGGGGCGCGCGCUCCCCUUUUGCAGGAUUAUCCAACUUUUUUUUUCUCUUUCUCUCUCCAAACCGCGGCAGCGUAUCCGGACCCACACACACACACACACACACACACCAACUGACCGGCUCUCUGUGUGUCUGCAGCGGGACCGUGAGCUCAUCCGCCCGCUCUGAGGAACUUCACCUCCUCCGGGACAACCAGAAGAGAGUGAAUAAAUAAGUAAAUAAAUAAAUAAAGGCUGACAGACAGACAGACGGAGAUGUGUGCGCGGAGCGCGGCGGCGGUUUGCUUGGCGGCGGCGCUCGCGCUGCUGUUUGGGGUCGGCGGGUCGCACGCGCAGCUCUGCCCGGCUCAGUGCUCGUGCGUCGGAACCACAGUGGACUGUCACGCGCAAGGACUGCGGAGCGUCCCGAGAGACAUCCCGCGCAGCGCCGAGCGCGUUGACCUCAACAACAACAAUCUGACCAAAAUCACGAAGGCAGACUUUGCGGGGCUGAGAAAUCUCCGAGUGCUACACCUGAUGGAGAACAAGAUCAGUGUAAUCGAGCGAGGAGCAUUUCAGGACCUGAAGGAGCUGGAGCGACUGCGCCUGAACAGAAACAAUCUCCAGGUUUUUCCAGAGCUGCUCUUCGUCACAACAACCAAACUCAACAGACUGGAUCUAAGCGAGAAUCAGAUUCAAGGCAUUCCCAGGAAAGCGUUCCGAGGAGCCACGGACAUCAAAAACCUGCAGUUGGAUUAUAAUCAAAUCUCAUGCAUUGAAGAUGGUGCAUUUCGAGCGCUGCGGGACCUAGAAGUGCUAACACUGAACAACAAUAAUAUAUCUCGCUUGUCAGUGGCCAGCUUUAACCACAUGCCCAAGCUCAGGACAUUUCGUCUUCACUCCAACAAUCUCGUCUGUGACUGCCACGUGUCCUGGCUCUCUGAUUGGCUGAGACAGAGGCCCCGCCUCGGCCUCUACACUCAGUGCAUGGCUCCGCCCCCGAUGAGGGGACACAACGUCGCCGAGGUUCACAAGCGGGAGUUCGUCUGUUCCGGUUCCGUGUCUCACUCCUCCUGCAGUGUCCUUCAGUGUCCUGAGUUUUGUUCCUGCAGUAAUAAUGUAGUUGACUGUAGAGGAAAAGGUCUGACUGAGAUUCCCACCAACCUUCCAGAGACCAUCACUGAGAUUCGUCUGGAGCAGAACUCCAUCAAGAUCAUCCCUGCUGGAGCCUUCACACCUUACAAACGUCUCAGGAGGAUUGAUCUGAGUAAUAAUCAAAUAUCAGAACUGGCUGCUGAUUCCUUUCAAGGCCUUCGCUCUCUCAACUCACUGGUUUUAUACGGGAAUAAAAUCACUGAGCUUCCUAAAGGCCUGUUUGACGGACUUUUCUCUUUACAGUUACUGUUACUGAACGCUAAUAAGAUCAACUGCCUGCGUGUGGACGCCUUCCAGGACCUGCAGAACCUCAACCUGCUGUCUCUGUACGACAACAAGCUGCAGACCAUCGCCAAGGGGACGUUUGCGUCACUGCGCGCCAUCCAGACGCUACACCUGGCCCAGAACCCGUUUGUGUGUGACUGCCACCUGAAGUGGCUGGCUGAUUACCUGCAGGAGAACCCGAUCGAGACGAGCGGAGCGCGGUGUACCAGCCCACGACGCCUCGCCAACAAACGCCUCGGACAGAUCAAGAGCAAGAAGUUCCGCUGCUCAGCUAAAGAACAGUAUUACAUACCAGGUACGGAGGAUUACCGCACUAAGCUGAGUGGGAGCUGCUUUGCCGAUCUGGUGUGUCCUGAGAAGUGUCGCUGUGAGGGGACAACCGUCGACUGUUCCGGACAAAAACUCACCAAGAUCCCCGACAGCAUCCCACAAUACACUGCAGAGCUACGUUUGAACAAUAAUGAGUUCUCCGUGUUGGAGGCGACGGGCGUGUUCAAGAAACUCCCACAACUGCGCAAGAUUAACUUCAGUAAUAAUAAGAUCAGUGAUAUCGAGGAGGGCACUUUUGAGGGAGCGAGUGGAGUGAACGAGCUCAUACUGACCAGCAACCGCUUGGAGAGUGUUCACUAUGGCAUGCUGAAGGGUCUCUCGGGUCUGCGCACACUGAUGCUGCGCAGUAACAAGAUCAGCUGUGUGAGUAACAGCAGCUUCACCGGCCUGAGUUCAGUGCGGCUGCUCUCUCUCUACGAUAACCUGAUCACCUCCAUCACCCGGGGAGCCUUCGAUACACUUCACUCCCUCUCCACACUGAACUUGCUGGCCAACCCGUUUGACUGUAACUGUCACAUGGCCUGGUUGGGGGAGUGGCUACGGAAGAAACGCAUCGUCACGGGAAACCCUCGCUGCCUGAAGCCGUACUUUCUGAAAGAGAUCCCGAUUCAGGACGUGGCCGUGCAGGACUUCGCGUGUGAGGAUGGUGAUGAUGAGAAUAGCUGCUCCCUGUCGGCUCGCUGUCCCUCAGAGUGCUCGUGUCUGGACACGGUGGUGCGCUGCAGUAAUAAAGGACUUAACACACUACCCAGGGGCAUCCCUAAAGACGUCACUGAGCUUUAUCUGGAUGGAAACCAAUUCACGCAGGUUCCUCUGGAGCUCUCCAACUACAAACACCUCACACUCAUUGAUUUAAGCAAUAACCAGAUCAGCACGUUGUCCAACAACAGCUACAGUAACAUGUCUGAGCUGCUUACACUAAUUUUAAGCUACAACAGACUGAGGUGUAUUCCAGCUAAAGCCUUCGAGGGCCUCCGAUCGUUGCGAUUACUGUCUUUACAUGGUAACGACAUUGCUGUAAUUCCUGAAGGGGCGUUUAAAGAUCUCUCCUCUCUUUCUCAUCUUGCUCUCGGGGCGAACCCUCUCCACUGUGACUGUAACAUGCAGUGGCUCUCUGACUGGGUGAAGAGCGGAUAUAAGGAGCCGGGCAUCGCUCGCUGUGCGGGACCUAAAGACAUGAUGGACAAACUGCUGCUCACCACACCGUCCAAACUGUUCACCUGUACAGGUCCGGUGGACAUCACCAUCCAGGCAAAGUGCAAUCCAUGUCUGUCUAACCCGUGCAAAAAUAAUGGCACCUGCACCAACCAUGCUAUUGACUUCUACAGAUGCACCUGUCCAUAUGGAUAUAAGGGUCAGGAUUGUGAGACGCCCAUCCACGCCUGCAUCAGUAACCCGUGUCAGAAUGGUGGAACGUGCAACCUAAAAGACGGAGCCGAGAAUACACACUGGUGUGUGUGUCCUGAGGGCUUUGAGGGAGACAAAUGUGAGAUUAACAUCGAUGACUGCGAGGACAAUGACUGUGAAAACAACUCCACGUGUGUGGACGGGAUUAACACCUACACCUGUCUUUGCUCAUCUGAUUACACAGCUGCUAAUAACAAUGAAGUGGAGAAAGGGGAGCUGUGCGAAGAUAAGCUUGAUUUGUGUUCUCCGGAGCUGAAUAAGUGCCAGCAUGACUCCAAAUGUGUCCUGACUGCUCAUGGUUUCAAGUGCGAGUGUACUCCGGGUUGGUCGGGAGAGCAGUGUGAGCUGGACGUCGACGACUGCGCAGAUAACAAGUGCAAAAACGGAGCGCAGUGUUUCGACGCUGUCAACGGCUACACGUGUGUGUGUCCUGAGGGCUACAGCGGGUUGUUCUGCGAGUUCUCUCCCCCCAUGGUGCUUCCGCGGACGAGUCCGUGUGACGAUCACGAGUGUGAGAACGGGGCGGAGUGUGUGGUGAAGGGAGCAGAACCAGUGUGUGUGUGUCUCCAUGGUUACGAGGGGACACGAUGUGAGCGUCUCGUCAGUGUGAACUUCGUCAACAGAGGCGCCUUCGUCCAGAUUCCUACUGACACACAGUGCACUAACAUCACACUCCAGAUCGCGACAGACGAGGACACUGGAGUGUUACUUUAUAAAGCCUCCAGUGAACAAAUGGUUGUCGAGCUGUACAGAGGCAGAGUGAGAGUCAGCUACGACACAGGAACCAUCUACAGUGUGGAGACGGUGAGUGACGGAGGAUUCCACGUGCUGCAGCUCAUAUUUACAGACACGUCCGUCUCUCUGUCUAUUGACGGAGGAAAACCUAAAUCCAUCCCUAUCGCACGGAGGACAAGCACAGGAGCGUCACUGCUCUACCUGGGAGGCGUCCCUGCGCACUCGUCCGUCUCUCCGUUCAGUAACGUCUCCAGUUUCCACGGCUGCGUCCGUCACGUCUACGUGGACGAGCAGCUGCAGGACAUGGUGCGUUUCCAGCGGGAGGGCGUCAUCCCCGGGUGCCGCUCCUGCCAGCCGAGCGCCUGCGUUCACGGACAGUGCCACGUCAACUCCCGCGAUGCGCGUGACUCGUACUCGGACACGCACUCGUCGUUCAGCUGCGAGUGCGAACCGGGUUGGAGCGGACCGCUGUGUGACCAGCCGCUCAACGACCCCUGCCUCGGCAACAAGUGCGUGCGUGGCACUUGUGUCCCCAUUAACUCGUACUCGUACAGGUGUGUGUGCGCACCGGGCUUCGCCGGAGUGCUGUGUGACGAGCGCAGCGCAAGUGUGUGCGAGUGUAAGCACGGACACUGCCGCGUCUCCGGCCUCGGCGCGGCGUACUGCGAGUGUAACGCUGGAUACACGGGGCCGCUCUGUGACAAAGAGAUGGAGUGUAGGGGUCACAGGGUCCGAGGUUACUAUCAGAGGCAGCAGGGCUACGCUGCGUGUCAGACCACGGAGAAAAUCUCACGCUUAGAAUGCGCGGGAAGCUGCGGGGGCGGGGACUCGUGUUGCUCCGCCCUCCGCACCAAAUCCAGGAAGUACACGUUCCAGUGCACGGACGGCUCCUCGUUCAUCCAGGAGGUGGAGAAAGUGGUCAAGUGUGGCUGUACGAAGUGUCCAUCCUAAACCAGCGUGAGAGAGAGAGAGAGAGAGAGAGAGAGACCCUGCCCCUUCCCCCACCACACACACUUCCUGUUCUCCUCCUCCUCCUCCUCCUCCUCCUCCCUCUCAUCAGUUUCUCCAUGUUUUUAUAUAAAUGUUCACGUAUUUUCCGUUUCGGACUGGUGACCGCUUCGCUCAGAAGAGAAGAUGGAUUAUUGUAUGAUACAGAACAACAAAAGAAAAACCUAUUUUUUAUUAUCGAGGACAAAAAAAGUAUAGAUUUUAGAUUAUUUUGUUUGUUUUUCAUUUGCAGUCCUGAAAGAACUGUGAUUUUAUUUUUAUUUUUACCUUUUUAUUUCUUUUUUAAUUAUUAUUUUAAAAUUUUACUCAACAACACCUCAGUGACGAGCGGCGAGCAGUCUGCUUCUCCGUACGGGUUUUUUGGACUAACUCACUUUUUCAACAUGAGGAGAAAUAGUACUGCCAUAACACACACACACACACACACACACACACACACCUGACAGGCGUCCCUGCACCGACAAAGGCGGAGCUAAAAAGUUUCAAUUUGCACUUAGCAUAAAAAAAAAAGACUGCUUUAGUUACACAAUAGGAAACUAGCAAAACUAUUUAGCGUGUUCCGUAUAGACACAGCACAGAGCUAAUGUUAGCCAGCUAAUCGUUGUAGCUAUCUGAUGUUAAGUAGCUAGCAGGCUAAUUACCUAGCGUAUAAAUAUAAUUCCGACUAGCUUCUCUGGCAAGAUAGCGAAAACUGAUGUAUGCUUUUAGCAUUCGCGAUUAGCUGGCUAAUUCUGUUGUGCUACACAUGCCUGUCAGUCAGAAACAUUAUCUCUCUCUCACACACACACACACACACACUGUGUAAACCCUGUGUAUUUAUUGUCUGAACCACUCCAGAGUUCUUCCCUGGUUUUAUCCACAGAGUUACAGCCAAUAUAAACCUAUAUUAAUUUAUAUUUGUCCUGUUAACAGUAGCUUACACACACACACACACACACACACAUAUUAGCGUGCUGUAACGUAGAAAAAAAAACAAGUCAUGUUUAUAUAAAACCUUUAGUGGUGUUUCAAACCUUCAAAAUGUGAAGUGUAUAUUUUUGUCCUUAAACUUUGUACGGUGUCAGAGAUGGACUUAUUAUCUUAUUAGCGAGAAACCGCGUAGCCCCCCCCCCCCCAUACUCCCCCCCCUUCUCGUGUAUUCGACCUAAAACACGCAAUACGUAGUGACAGAGUAACGCUAGCUCCACUAGGAGGCGCUCUACCCACCUCUUAAGAUGUUUCUCCUUUUUAAAAAAAACUCGAUUUAACUAGAACGUAAAAAGCUGUGAGUAUUUUUUUUUCUAUCUAAACGAUACUUUAACCCCGCCCACUCCCUCCCUCCUGUUAACACGUUGCUGCUAAACUGGUAUCGUAGACUUUGCGCCAGGAUUAGACAUGUGCCGACGUCAAGGUUUUCCUGAAUAACGAUAAUCGACUCCAUAGAUUUUAUGUUCUCGGUAAGAACCGAGUGAGUGUUACUUAGUAACAUUGGAAUAUUUUUUAAUGUUUACAGUUAAAUUCAGACAAUAAAUAACCGAGUAUUUUCUCAAGGUAUUUGGAAUUUGGUUUUAUAUAAAUAACUUUUAUAUUUUAAUCACUCAGAAGUGCGGAAGGUCAGAAUAACUUUAACACAAAUUGAUCUAAUUAGUACCAGCCUGAUUGGGGUCAUCUGUAUGUUCCGCAGACUUGAAGUCCUGUGGUCACAUGGUCAUGAGUUCCCAGGGUCCUAUUUUACUGAAGACCCUAUGCUUCCAGGGUCCUAAGUUCCUAAGUUCCAUGUGUCCCAUGGUAUCAAGGGCCCUAUAUGCUCAGGGUCCUAAAUCCCAAAGAUCUAGUGUCAUACGUUACCCAUGGAUGGUCCCAGGGUACUAAAUUUCCCAGUUCUAGGGUGAUGAGUUCCCAGUGUCCCAUUUUACUGAGGUCCCUUUGCUUCCAGGGCCCUACGUUCACCAUAUCCAGGGUCUUGUGUUCCUUGCAUCCCAUGUUACCCCAGGGUCCUAAGUUCCUCAAGGUGUUCCAAGGGUUUAUAUGUUACCAAGGGCCCUCCCUAUGUUCCCCUGGUCUAUAAAACACAUAAUGGAAACCUGAAAAAAAAAUUCCCUAGCUCUUUUUUUUUUUGGGACAAAAUUCUUUCUAGAGACUUUCAAAACCACGUUUAUGUUCCAGAUGUUUUGUUCCAAUAAAAUAAACAGGAUAAUAUUUCGAAGAUAUUUUAUCGUAAAAAAUCGUGUUUUUAACCGAAAAAGAAGCUUAAUGUAUCUUAAUAAAAAAAUGUAAAUAAUAAACGUAGGGAACACAGGACCCUGGAAGCAUACUGUAGGUACGCUGCAUCUUGAUUCUCGAAAGUUGCCUUUAAUUUCUCUGAACAAAUUAAACUGUUAAUAAACAUUGAAGAAAAUCACCAUUGAAAGGUAUAACAUUAAAUUGAUUAACUUACAACACUAACAUGAUGUCAUUCUUAGCGUACUGAAAUUAUAGCUAAACAGCUAGCUCUCAGUCAGAAAAGUGCUCUCAGUCGAUUCUGCAGCUAAGCUCCCCAAAAUAACAAUAAUAACAAAAAAACAACAUCAUCAUCAUUUUGGUUUAUAAAGUUAUAUAAAAGUCCUUUCGUCUAUUGUGAGCUUUGGAAAUUCACAAUCCUUCCUUGACGUUUCAGCUUAGCUGCUACCAUGGCUAAACAGGAUAAGCUUCCGUACUGAUGAAUGACCUGGCUCAGGUAUCUACUUCACUAACUAUAAUUAAAUAGUUCUUGGCUAAUAUAACCUGCUGGUUAGCUAGUUAACUAAUUACUGUCUCUUACAGUGAUGAGCGAGCUAAUAAAGCUAGCUACAGUAGGUGCAUGACAUUAGCUUGCUAGUUACGAAUGACGCCUAUUAUUUCUAUAAUCCGCAAUUGACUUUUAAUCAAAUGACCUAAGUACAGCUGCUAAAUUUGUUAAUUUCGAACAACACGCUGCCUUCUGAGUGAUAAAAAUAAAAAAUAAAUCAACGGAAAAAAUAGCGCUGCUUCCUGGGUUAUAGAAAUUCUGGACAACAUGAUAAUAUUGUUCGAUUAUCGAGAUAUUAUUCAGUUUCAAAUUAACGGCACAUGUCUAAUAAUGAUGAUGAUGAUGAUGAUGAUGGUUAUUCAGGUGGUAAUGAUGAUCCGAUGGUUAUGAUGAUGGUAACUAUAUGUUGGUGUGUAUUGUAGAGGACGGUGCUUGUACACUGAUAAGCACAUUAUCUUACUGAUCUUUAAAUAAAAAUGUUCCUUCCUUG